GGGCGUGGUUUGCUUACACAACUCCCUUUGAUGCUGGUUGCAUCCUCCGCCUCUGUUGCGAACAAUGGGGGGGAGAGGCGGUGAGGGGGUCUCCCCUUAAAGGGGCCGCGCUGCAAAAAAAGGAGCCAGCAGGACUCCUGCGUUAAGAACGACCCAGUGCGCCGCCCGCGACAGAGCAUGGUUGGGGACCACAGACCCCUCGGCGCAUGAUGGGUUUUGGCAUCCAACUGGCGCUUUUACUCUGGAAGAAUUUCACGUACCGGCGCAGGCAGACGUUGCAACUGGUUAUCGAGGUCCUCUGGCCCCUCUUUUUGUUUUUCAUCCUCAUCUCCGUGCGACAAUCCCACCCGCCUUUCGAGCAACAUGAAUGUCACUUUCCAAACAAGGCUUUGCCAUCUGCCGGGACAUUGCCUUGGCUGCAGGGCAUCUUCUGCAAUAUCAACAACCCCUGCUUCCGAAACCUGACGGUUGGGGAGACUCCCGGCUUGGUGGAUAACUUCAAUCGUUCCAUCAUUUCCCGGCUCUUUGCUGAUGUCCAGAAAGUUGUCCAUCGAAUGAACAACCCACAAGCUCAAGGCAACUUCUCCCGGCUCCUGUCCGCCUUGCGUCAGAUCAGCGGAAAUGUUAGCUCGCGAUCGGAUUUGCAGGUGAGGGCCUACUUGAAAGAAAAUGAGACAUUUUCCCAUUUCCUCCGGACCAACGCCUUGCUGCCACCCGCCGUCGUGGAGGAACUGCUUGGGUCGAAGCUUGACGCGCGGGUGUUCUCUCUUGCCGGGACGCCUUUGAAGCAGAUAGUUUGCAACGCUUCCAUCCUUUCCAAAUUUUUGACUUCCGAAGAUGCGGAGGCGGCCGAGGUGCUUCGGCGAAGCCUGUGCGCUUUGCCGGACGGCACCCUCCGAGCUCUGGAACGCCGCUUCCUCUCCCAAGUGGACUGGGCCAAAAUUCUCGCGGAGCGUAUGAAUGCUGUGUCGGCUGAGGUUGUAAACACGCUGGACACCCUCCGUACCGUUCUUCGAGGGACCUCAUCUUUAGCCAAGGAGAUCUCCUCCGCGACCAGUUUUGUGGAGUUCCGCGAGGCUCUCCGGGUUCUCUCAGGCCGGGACCCGAUGUCUUCCGCCCGGCGGACCUUCGAAGUCUUCUCCCGCCUGGUCUGCGGCCACCCCGAAGGGGGCGGCCUCAAGGUGCCCUCCUUGAACUGGUACGAGGACCACGACGUCAAGAACUUCCUCGGCCGCAACGAAUCUGAGCGGAAGAUCACCUUGGACAACGGCACGAGCCCCUACUGCAAAGAUUUGAUCCGGACUUUAGAGAGCAACCCGUUCUCUCGCAUCUUGUGGAGAGGGAUGAAGCCCCUUUUCAGUGGGAAGAUCUUGUACGCCCCUCCAACGCCAGCCACGCAGAAGGUCAUGGCAGAGGUGAACCGGACUUUCGAGAACCUGGCUGUCUUGCGCGAAGUGAGGGGGGCGUGGGAAGAUAUGGGACCCCAGCUGUACACAUUCAUGAACUCGAGUCCGGAAGUGAGAGCUGUUCAGAACCUGCUGGAGACCCCCGGCGUGGCCCAGUUCCUGGAGCAGCAGCUGGAAGGGACGUUUUGGAACGUGUCGGCCUUGAGAGAGUUCCUGUCUCCGGAGACAGACGGCCGAGCCUACACUUGGCGCCAGGCCUAUGGCGAAGUGGAUGCGGCGAUCGGCACCUUGUCCCAGUUUAUCGAGUGCAUUUCGCUGAACAAAAUCGAGGCAGUGGACUCGGAGGAGCAGCUGGUUUUGCGGGCCAUGCAGCUGCUGGAGGACCGUCAGUUCUGGGCUGGAGUGGUGUUCCUGCCGCCGGACAACCAGAGCGAUUUCGGCGGGGUCCUGCCUCCCCACGUCCGCUUCAAAAUCCGAAUGGACAUCGACGACGUCACCCGCACCAACAAGAUCAAGGACAGGUUUUGGGACCCGGGACCAGCGGCUGACCCGUUUGACGACCUGCGGUAUGUCUGGGGUGGCUUUGCUUACGUGCAAGACCUCGUGGAGCAAGCUGUGGUUCGGGUCCAAGCCGAGGAGCCGUCUCUGCAGGGCCGCAUGGGGAUCUACAUCCAACAGAUGCCUUAUCCCUGCUACGUUGACGACAUAUUCCUGCGUGUCCUCAACCGCUCCUUGCCGCUGUUCAUGACCUUGGCGUGGAUCUACUCGGUCGCGAUGAUCAUCAAAGGGGUGGUCCACGAGAAGGAAGCCCGUCUGAAGGAGACCAUGAAGAUUAUGGGGCUCAGCAGCGGGACCCUGUGGUUCAGCUGGUUCCUGAGCAGCUUCAUCCCUUUCCUGGCCAGCGCCGCCCUGCUGGUUCUCAUCCUCAAGGUGGGAGACAUCCUUCCAUACAGUGACCCCGCCGUGGUCUUCCUUUUCCUGGCCACUUUUGCCGUGGCAACCAUUUCCCAGUGUUUCCUCAUCAGCACCUUGUUCUCCAGAGCCAACCUGGCCUCGGCUUGUGGUGGGAUCAUCUACUUUUCGUUUUACCUGCCCUACGUCCUCUGCGUGGCUUGGCGAGAGCGGAUCACCUUCCCGUUGCGGCUGUUUGUGAGCCUCUUGUCCCCCGUCGCCUUUGGUUUCGGCUGCGAGUAUUUCUCCCUCUACGAGGAGCAGGGCUUGGGCAUCCAGUGGUACAACUUGAACUCGAGCCCCGUGGAAGGCGACCGGUACACCUUUGCUACAUCGGGUGGGUUGCUCCUCCUGGACGCCGUCCUCUACGGACUGGCCACGUGGUACAUCGAAGGGGUAUUCCCAGGCCAAUAUGGGAUCCCCAAGCCGUGGAAUUUUCCAUUCCAGAAGAGUUACUGGUUCGGAGAGGCCUCGGGCGAUGGCUCCCCGCACCCCAUCCCUACAAAUUCUCUCAACUCUGCCGAAGUGAUCGUGGAGGACCCUCCCGCCCACCUAAAGGUGGGGGUCUCGAUCCGCAACCUGGUGAAGAUCUAUCACAGCGGUGGGAAGAUUGCCGUCAACGGCCUGAGCCUCGACUUCUACGAGGGCCAGAUCACAUCCUUCCUGGGACAUAACGGGGCCGGGAAGACGACCACAAUGUCCAUCCUGACCGGCUUGCUGCCCCCCAGUUCCGGGACGGCGUAUGUGAUGGGGAGGGACAUCUGUUCCGACAUGGACGUCAUCCGGAGGACGAUGGGCGUCUGUCCUCAACACAACGUCCUCUUCGACAUCCUGACCGUGGAAGAGCAUAUCUGGUUUUACGGCCGCCUCAAGGGCCUUUCUGGAGAGCAAGUCCGGAAGGAGACGGAACAGAUCAUCCAGGAUGUGGGGCUGCCCCACAAGAGGCGAGAUCAGACCAAGAACCUGUCAGGUGGCAUGCAACGCAAACUGUCUGUGGCCAUUGCUUUCGUGGGGGGCUCCAAGGUGGUGAUUCUGGAUGAGCCGACGGCCGGCGUCGACCCCUACUCUCGCCGUGGCAUCUGGGACCUCCUGCUGAAGUACCGUACAGGCCGGACGGUCAUCCUGUCGACGCAUUACAUGGACGAGGCCGACCUCCUGGGUGACCGGGUGGCCAUCAUAUCCCAGGGCCGCCUUUGCUGCUGCGGGUCCUCGCUCUUUCUCAAGACCAAGCUGGGCACGGGAUACUACCUGACGCUGGUGAAGAGGGAGGCAGGCAGGGGGCACCACCCGGCAGGCGCUAAUGGGGUGGCAGCCCUCACCAGCAAAAAGGCGGACAGCGAUUCGGAAAGAAGUUGUGACACCGGUCUGGGCAGCGAGCAGAACAGCGAGGGCACAGAUGUGGCCCAGCUGACAGCCGUGAUCCAAAAACUGGUCCCGGGGUCUCGGCUGGCGGAGGAUAUCUGCCAGGAAAUCCUCUACGUCCUCCCGUACAGCGGGGCCAAGGACGGCACUUUCGGGGAGCUGUUCCGGGAGCUGGACGCCCGCCUGGCGGAGCUGGGGAUCUCGGGGUACGGGAUUUCCAACACCAGCCUGGAAGAGAUCUUCUUGAAGGUGGCAGAAGACACCAGUGUCGAUGUCGCAGGAGACACGGAGGCAGCCCCUGCCGACCUCAGGACGUCCACGCCGGCCUCUGGUUACACCCUGCGGACGUUGAGCGAAGAUUUGGAAGCAGCAGACGCCGAGCCCGCGGAAGAAGCCAAGGAGACGGACCUCUUGAGGGGCAUGGGGGUGCAAGCCUCCCACCAGCUGGCGGGCUGGGCGCUGGUGCGGCAACAGCUUCGCGCCCUCUUCACCAAGCGCCUCCUUUACGCCCGGAGGAGCACCAGGGGAAUUCUUGCGCAAAUUGUGCUUCCUGCCGUCUUUGUCUGCAUCGCCCUCCUCUUCAGCCUCAUCGUACCCCCAUUCGGCAAGUACCCCCCUCUGCGCCUCGAACCCUGGAUGUACGGACCUCAAUAUACCUUCAUCAGUGACGACUCCCUGGGGGAUGUUGGCUCCUCCCGGCUCCUCGAAUCUCUUCUCCGUGAACCUGGCUUUGGGACCAAGUGUGUGAGGGACCUUCCAGAGCUGAAGGCUCCGUGCCCGUCGGUGGCCCCCUACGAACGGGGCUUCAUGACACCGGAAGUGUCGCCGGCGCUGGCUUCGUUUUUCGAGAACGGCAACUGGACUUUGGCCAACCCAUCCCCAGGCUGUGUCUGUAGCUCCCAGAAGUCUCGGAAGAUGCUCCCGGAUUGCCCGGAAGCGGCUGGGGGGCUCCCGCCUCCUCAGAUGCAGAGGAACACGGGGGACAUUCUCCAGAACCUCACCGGGAGGAACAUCUCCGAUUACCUAGUGAAGACCUACCCGAAAGUCAUCCGCCAAGGAUUACGAACCAAAAAAUGGGUCAACGAACAACGGUACGGCGGAUUCUCUCUGGGUGGCCGCAGUUCCCAGGCCCUGCCGACGUCAUCAGAGGUGGCUGCUGUCGCAAGAGAGAUCCGCAAGCGACUCAUCGUCGCUGAGGGGGGUCCUCUCGACAGACUUCUGAAUAACCUCAGUGGCUUCGUUGAGGGACUGCGAACGCGUCAGAAUGUGAAGGUGUGGUUCAACAACAAGGGUUGGCACGCCAUGGUGUCUUUCGUCAACGUGGCGAACAACGGUCUCCUGCGGGCGAACCUGCCUGCGGGGGCCGACCCCUCGCGUUACGGAAUCACGGCCAUCAACCACCCCCUCAACUUGACCAAAGAGCAGCUCUCGGAGGCAGCCCUGAUGGCCACGUCGGUGGACGUGCUGGUGUCCAUCUGCGUGAUGUUCGCCAUGUCCUUCGUCCCGGCCAGCUUCGUCCUCUUCCUCAUCGAGGAGCGCGUCAGCAAAGCCAAACACCUCCAGAUCGUCAGCGGGAUGAAGCCCGGGGUCUACUGGCUGGGCAACUUUGCCUGGGAUAUGUGUAACUACCUCGUUCCGGCUCUCUUGGUGGUGCUGAUUUUCCUGUGUUUCCAGCAAAAAUCGUAUGUCUCCUUGGCCAACCUGCCGGCUCUGAUCCUCCUGCUUCUCCUCUACGGCUGGUCCAUCACCCCCCUGAUGUACCCGGCCUCUUUCCUCUUCAGUGUCCCGAGCACUGCCUAUGUGGUCCUGACGUGCGUCAAUCUCUUUAUUGGCAUCAAUGGGAGUGUGGCCACCUUCGUCCUCGAGCUCUUCACCGACAAGAACUUGAACGACAUCAACAUCAUCCUUAAAAAGGUCUUCCUCAUCUUUCCGCACUUCUGCCUGGGCCGUGGGCUGAUCGAUAUGGUGAAGAACCAGGCGAUGGCGGACGCCUUCGAGCGCUUCGGUGACCGAAAAUUCAUCUCUCCUCUAAGCUGGGACUUAGCAGGGAAGAACAUCUUCGCCAUGGCUGUGGAAGGAGCCGUUUUCUUUGCCUUCACUCUCCUGGUGCAGUACAAAUUCUUCUUCUCCCUCCGGCCCUCCCCGGUCAAGGAGUCCCCGCUGGGAGAAGAGGACGAGGACGUUGCCAAGGAACGGAAGAGGGUCACCGGUGGGGUCCCAGCUGGGGACAUCCUCGUACUGCAACAGCUGACGAAGAUCUACCGGAGGACCAAGAAGCCAGCGGUGGAUCGCUUGUGCGUGGGGAUCCCUCCGGGGGAAUGUUUUGGUCUCCUGGGGGUCAACGGCGCUGGGAAAACGUCAACUUUCAAAAUGCUAACGGGAGACUCGCAGGUGACGUCGGGCAGAGCCUUCCUGAAAGGCUACAGCGUGCUCACUGACCUGCAAGCCGUCCACCAGAACAUGGGGUAUUGCCCCCAGUUUGACGCCAUCAACGACCUGCUAACCGGACGCGAACAUCUCGUCUUCUACUCUCGCCUGCGCGGGGUUCCGGAGACCGAAAUUCCUGGGGUGGUCAAAUGGGGGCUGUCGACGCUUGGCCUGGCUGCCUACGCGGACAGGCCCGCCGGACGGUACAGCGGCGGCAACAAACGCAAGCUCUCCACGGCCAUCGCGCUCAUCGGAGCGCCACCGGUCAUCUUUCUGGAUGAGCCGACGACGGGAAUGGACCCUCGGGCCAAGCGCUUCCUCUGGAACUGCAUCCUUGGCGUGAUAAGGGACGGCCGGUCGGUGGUCCUCACGUCCCACAGCAUGGAGGAGUGCGAGGCACUUUGCACCAGGAUGGCGAUCAUGGUGAACGGCCGUUUCAGAUGUCUGGGGAGUGUGCAGCAUCUGAAGAACAAGUUCGGAGACGGCUACACCAUCGUCCUCCGGGUCUCCAGCGCCGACCUGGGUCCUGUGGAGGAAUUCAUCCAAGACUCUUUCCCCGGAAUCAUCUUGAAGGAGAAGCACCAUUGCACCCUCCAGUACCAGCUGCCUUCUCGCAGCUGCUCCCUGGCCAAUAUCUUUGGCAUCCUCUCAGCUCACCAGACCACCUUCCACAUUGAAGAUUACUCCGUUUCGCAAACGACCCUCGACCAGGUGUUCGUUCACUUCGCCAAAGACCAAAGCGACGAGGAUAGCUCCCCCGCGGACCACUCCCCAGCCCCCAGCCGCUGGAGAAGAAUCCUCGGUUUACUGGAGGACAAGAACUUAGAAGAAACCCGGGUUUGAGAGACACGAUCGGGACUUGAACCUCGUAUUGAGGGUGGGGCAUUGGGGGGGGUCGUCUCCACGCCCCUGAAGGUGGACUUGAACCCACACGAGUGACCCCCUCCAUUUCCCUGCGUCUCAGAGGCUCUGCCUUCUCAAAGGAGCGAAUGUAAGGACGGGGUCUCUCAGGAGCUAAUGCUUAACAGGCAGUGCCCCCCAUCCUUAGAUCCCUCCGGUAAGGGGGUCUGGAAAGCAGAGAAUAUGUAGGUAUGGAGCUGUGGGGGGGGGGGCGGGCAGGGAAGAGAAAUGAAUUUGGAGAUCUGAACCUACCUCAUUUGCCCUUCCCGAACCAAUACACGAACUGAAAUGGGGCCGUUUUUCCGGGAUUCGCGUUCUGCCGAAUUUUCUCCACAUGCAAAAAUUGUGUAUUUGCAUUCACACACACACACACACACACACACACACACACACAUGCGAAGUAUAUAUUAGGUGGGAAUCAUGUGCGGAAAAUUAAGCAUAGCUGUGAAAACGAUGUUGUAUCCCGGAAGGUCUCGUUUACAAGAUGGAGUAAAGCUUUUUGCAAGCUGGUUUUAAAUUGCUGGACUUGGCAGGCGCAGCAUUAGAGAAACCAACAAUUUAAAAGCUGGGGGGGGGGGGUUGCAGCUAGGUCAUAGCUGCCAAGUCUCCCGUUUUUCGCGGGAACCUCCCGGAUUUUAAUCCGUUUCCCGCUGUUAUCCCGAAUAGAAAAAAAAUCCUAUAAACCCCCCGAUUUCCUACCUGCCAGGGAGGCUCCUUCUGCGCAUGUCUGGACAUGCGCAGAACCGAUUUUGGGUGCCGCUCUGCCCAUGUCUGGGCACCGGGAAUCGGGCAGAGUGGUACCGGAAGUCGCUUCUACGCAUAGAAGCGACUUCCGGUGCCGCGCCGCUGAUCCCGGACUUUUUCAACGGGAGACUUGGCAGCUAUGAGCUAGGUAAAGGGGCAGAACGGGAGGUGUUUUGAGAACUUUGGAGUUUGGCCUCUGGCAAAUGGCUGCUGUGCAUCAUAAAAUAACUUAUUCUUGCUUUUGCCGCUAGCGCAUCCUGAGCAGAGUCUCCCCCCCUUCUCUGCUUUGCUGUGGUUGAUAUUUUGUUGCCCAGCUCGUUUUGGCCAAAGUUGAUGAACUUUUUAAAAAUGAAUUCCCCCCAACCCCAACCCCCAAAAUGGAAUUUUCAGAGCUAGAGUCGUACCUCGCAAGUUGAACAGAAUCCAUUCUGGAAGUCCGUUCGACUUCCAAAACGUUCGGAAACCAAAGCACAGCUUCCGAUUGGCAGCAGGAAGCUCCUGCUGCCAAUCGGAAGCCGCGCUUGACGUUUGGCUUCCGAAAAUAGUCCACAACCUGGAACAGUGACUUCCGGGUUUGCUGCGUUUGGGAGCUAAAACGUUUGAGAACUAAGCUGUUCAAAAGCCAAGGUACGGCUGUGUUUUUAAGGAAAUUAAAUGUCAACACUUCCCACACGGGUUGCCAUACGCCUGGGUUUUCCGACGGAUGAAUCCCGGAUAUGUCGGGGGUGGGGAACUAUGGCACCCCUAUUUCAAAUUAACGCCUGCCUUCGUUCUCUGCUGGGUUCUCUCCUGCCCCAGUUUUUGGACAACCAUAUGCAUAGUUUUUCAGCAUGAGUGGUCGUUCGGACGUUCAGAGAAUGCGCUGGCUGCUGCAAUUUUCUAGGGGAAAAACGCCUGGGGAAUUCAAGGCCCGUGGCUGUGCCCACUUCUUACAAUCUGGGAGUUCGGUGGCACAGUGUGAGAGAGGGAGGGGGGUCUCUAUUUGCAGCUGGCAGCGGCUUGCUCACAUGGCAGGGGUCGGACUCAGCCCCUGGUGUACCCCCAAGCUGCUUUGCUGUCCUUUCUGCAGAUGGGGGCCGCUCACCCUCAUCGUACAUUCUGCCUUCAGCUCCUUAUGUUUAUAUGCUGGACGUUGGAAACAAACAUAUAUAUAUAUAUGCUAUGAAUAA
This is a messenger RNA of Zootoca vivipara (common lizard), 8959 nucleotides long. Lineage: Eukaryota; Metazoa; Chordata; Lepidosauria; Squamata; Lacertidae. The record is from RefSeq and is a predicted model, not a curated record.